UGCGCAGCUCUCUAUCUGCAAAUGGAGUUCUUUAAGAGGAUAAGAUCGUGGCAGCCGGCAUUCACGGCAUGCGCUGCUCUGCUCUGCGUCUGCUUCCGUCGCGCCGCCUCUCUCCGGCCACCGUCGUCGGCAUUCGUCGUCUCGCCAUCAGCCCCUUUCAGCACUCAAACAAGACGGACAAUGCCCCUUGGGAGUGGGGCGCGGCAGCAGAAUGUCAUGAUGACCUCAACGGUGAUGGAGCCGGCUGUGUCUACUGUGGAUGAGGAGAGCCCGAAGGCAUAUGCGGGGGAGCUGAAGCCUCUCACCAAUGCCUCGGCGACGGUUGUGUGCAUCGUCCCUGCUGCUGGCCGUCCCGGGCACAAGAGCCACUUCCUGACUAAGCCGUUUAAGGAACAGGUGGAGUGGCCGGAUGUGCUGCAGCACAUGGCAGAGCGGCUCACAUGGAGCAGCCCCAACUUCAAACUCAAGGUACACUGACCGGGGGGAUGGAUGAGCUUCGCCAUAACACACACACUGAGCUGACGCCUUGAACUGUGUCCAGAUUUUCACCGAGGAUGUUCUCUCGUCGCCCACUGCCCCGUCCAACCUUUCUGCCGCCCUGUCGAAUGCCAACAUCCUUCUCACGCUCAACGUGCACGACCGGCAGGCCCUCACCAACCUCAAAGCCAUCGUCACCAACACACAGAUGGGCUCGCGGACCAACGAGAGUGCCCCCUUUCUCCCCACCAUCCUCUCAUUCGGCCUAGGCGGCCGCAGCUCGCCCGUCGAGAGCCUGCAGAGGAUGGGCGGCACUCCUGUGGGCUCCUUCGUCCGAAAGGUGAGCGCGCGAGUGGCGCCAUGGUCGCGGGUGAGCCGUGCGUUGAAGACGAAGCGGGUGCUCGACAUUCUAUGGCAGCGGCGCAGUUCGGACGACCUGCUGUACUUUAUGGAGGUGCUGAUAGACAGCUAUGUGGCUGACAUUCCUCUGGUUAAGAGCCAGCUGGGGAUGAAGGAAAUGGGGAGUGGGGUGCUCAAGUGCAUGUGGACCAACUGCCAGGACCAGAUCAUCGAGUGCAUGAAGUCGCCGGCCUGCCGACAGGCGCUAUUCUGCCUCACCAACUGCCCACUCAACGACCAAGUAGACAGACAGACAGAGAGGGAGGACAGCUGGCCCAUUGCUCACGAGCAGACACACGAGUGUGGGUGUGUCUGUCGUGUCGUGUGUGGCUGUUCGUUCAGGUGUGCACCUACCGUUGCAUCGUGACGCACGAGAGCCCUGCCUUUGAGGCCUUCUCUCUGUGCAUCCUGCAGAAGCACAACUGCCUCAACAACUCGGCCCCCAUCCCCGUGUACCCCCGCCCCGAGCCCCUCCGUACCUUCAAAGGCAAACCCCUCACCUACGAGUCCGCAGAGGACAUCUACGUCGGGUGGCUUGGCCAAGAUCCCUGGAGCUGGAAGGUCGUCGCCGGCAAGAAUCCCGCUUAUGGUACGGUACGCACCUCACCCCCACCCCGCCCUGCCCCUCCCCACACACAUGCAUCUUCUUGCUCAUGGCGCGUUCCUCCCUCGCCAAACUGUCACAUGGACGGUGUGGUGUGUGGUGUGAUAUGUUUGUUAACACAGACUUCUUCCCCAAUCAGCACCAAAUCUUCUACAGGGGCAAGAGGUCCGCAUUCUGGUAUGACCCGGUCUUCCGCGUGACCACCUAUGACGGCCGCGUCGUGUGGCGGAGGCGGCACUAUCGCGUCAAGCGAGCCGCGGAGCCGGGCACCUUCUGGUUCUCUGUGCUGGACAAUGGGGUGACGUCCAAUGAGUACUGGACGAUCCUCGACUGUGCCGACGAUUUCUCCUGGGCGAUCUUCCACUACUCGGGGGCGGCGUCUGUGGCUGGCCAGCAGUACCGUGGUGCUUUGGUGGUGAGCCGGGAUGGGGCGUGGCCCAAGAUCGACGGCAUGGAGACCCGCAGGAGGAUUGAGGCGGCACUCGAUAAGGCCGGCGUCAAGACAUGGGUAGGUAACACAGACACACCAAGCCAGCAGCACUGAUGGAUGGAUCCAUUGCUCUGCUCUCUGUGUUUGUGUGUGCAGGAGUUGUAUGAGGUGGUCAAUGAUGGUUCUGAGGGUGCACCCUUGGGGCUGCCGGACAGCGGGGCGCCGAUGGCUGAGCAGUACCAAGAGGUCAGGCCGCCACAGCAGCCGGUGCAAGCUGCAGUGGCAUGAGUGGGGAUGUGAGUGUGUGUGUGAGUGUGAGUGUGUGUGAGAGAGGGGUGCGUCAGUAGGCAGUUGUCAUGACGAGAUGUGACGUGACAUGACGUCGUGUAGUCAGUGAGGUCCAGCCAGGGGCGGUCAGUGUGUAUUUCUUGGGUAUAUAGGCAGAGAGACACGUUCACUGAGCGGUCGAUUUCUGGUGUGAGAAGCGAGCGACAAGUGUACGUUUCUGUGUCAAGGGUUGGUUGUUGUGUUGAUGCUUGUUGCCGUGGGGAACUGGUGCACAUCUGUCUGUCUGUCUGGGGAACUGGUGCACAUCUGUCUGUCUGUCUGUCUGUCUGUACAAUGAUUAGGCAGACACACAUGACACGAACAUGCAAUGGAAUGCAAUGCAGGUC
Molecule: messenger RNA, 2584 nt
Organism: Vitrella brassicaformis
Lineage: Eukaryota; Vitrellaceae
Source: the annotation of a GenBank genome assembly